AUGCGCAGCGCGUACCCACGUUACAGUGAGCUUCAGGUAAGCGUCUCUCCUGGGCUUUCCAUGCGUGGUGAAGGAACAGUGCUCCCUGAAGGUGGCCAACAGCAGCUGUCUCCAGGGCCUCUGCCGCUGCGAGCCGGGCUUCCUGCAGUUCCGCAGGCACACCUGUUCGGCCGCUGCCGCUGCUCGGCGCCGCUGCGCCAGGUGGGCGAGGCGUGCGUCCCGCCGCCCGAGGACCUGCUGCCCAGCGGGGAGGCGGCCGCGCUGCCCUCCGCUUCCGCUGCCGCUGCCGCUUCCUCCUCCCCGUCGUCGCUGUCGUCGUCGACGGCGCCCUUGGUCCCUGCCCCGCCCAGCACCGAAGCCCCCCAGCCGGCCCCGCCCUCGCCCGCCUCCACCGCCCCGCCCACCGUCACCAACGAGCUGGACAACAACGUGCCGCAGGGACCUGUCGAGGACAGCAGCCAUGGCGCGACGGCACAAGACACAGAGAACAGCGUGGAUGAGAUCGAGCAGCGACCGACGCCUUUCGCCCCAGCAGCAGUCGCCACAUCCACAUCCACAUCCACAUACGCACCGCCACCCGCAAGUAUC
This is a messenger RNA of Gryllus bimaculatus (two-spotted cricket), 588 nucleotides long. Lineage: Eukaryota; Metazoa; Arthropoda; Insecta; Orthoptera; Gryllidae. The record is from the annotation of a GenBank genome assembly.